AUGUCGUGGGAACUUUCUCGCCGUCGCAUCGUCCGAGCUGUCAACAGCAAAUACAUUUACGGACGCCUCCCACUGCUUCACGCAGUCAUCGCACUGAUCGAAAUGGCGCUCGUCGCCAGGUUGGUCUCCAAGUUUAACCAAUACUACGAUGAACGACCACUCCUCACCAUGAUGGUGACCAACGCCAUUCUCGGAGGCAUCGCCGACACGACAGCCCAAACCGUUACGGCCCUCCGCCUCAAGGCUGUUCGCAAGCCUGGCGGCCUCGACAAGAACGACGGCGUCGCCAUCGAGAUCCACGAUCUCGACCGCAAGAACCCCUUUUACGAGAAGGACCUCAUUCCGGACUCCAAGCAUCUGCCGCCGCCGUUCGACUUCGAGCGCCUCACUCGUUUCAUGGCCUACGGUUUCGGCAUGGCUCCCUUGCAGUUCCGCUGGUUCAAGUUCUUGUCGACGACCUUCCCGAUGACCAAGACGAGCGCUUUUGUCCCCGCCAUGAAGCGCGUUGCUUUUGACCAGCUCAUCUUCGCGCCCUUUGGUCUGUUGUGCUUUUUCUCCGUCAUGACUGUCGCCGAGGGUGGUGGCCGCCGUGCCGUGCUCAACAAGCUGCGCGACAUGUACGUCCCUACGCUGAAGGCCAACUUCAUUGUCUGGCCGGCCGUGCAGAUCAUCAACUUCCGCCUGAUGCCCGUUCAGUUCCAGCUGCCCUUUGUCUCCACGAUCGGUAUCGCCUGGACGGCCUACCUUUCCUUGACCAACGCCUCGGACGAGGUCGACAAUCGUCCCGCCGCCCGCGAUGACGACCACAUUCGCCUCAGCUAA
Molecule: messenger RNA, 822 nt
Organism: Colletotrichum higginsianum IMI 349063
Lineage: Eukaryota; Fungi; Ascomycota; Sordariomycetes; Glomerellales; Glomerellaceae
Product: Mpv17/PMP22 family protein
Exons: 4
Coding region: 1-822 (273 amino acids)
Cellular component (GO): membrane; cytoplasm
Source: RefSeq, a predicted model, not a curated record